Arabis nemorensis is the source of this 891-nucleotide messenger RNA. The record is from the annotation of a GenBank genome assembly. Lineage: Eukaryota; Viridiplantae; Streptophyta; Magnoliopsida; Brassicales; Brassicaceae.
AUGGCUGAAGUUCCGGGUCAAAUAAGCUGUACGGGCGGUGGAAUUAGUCAAUUUUUCGAGCGGGUAUGCGGGUAUUCAAGACGAUGUUUGUUUCGGGUUAUAUCUAUGGGUCCUUUACCCAAUCAUCUUGCCUUUAUCAUGGAUGGAAACCGGAGAUAUGCAAAGAAGUGCGGUCAAGAAGAAGGGUCUGGUCAUAAAGCUGGGUUUUCUGCCCUUAUGUCGAUGCUACGAUACUGCUACGAACUGGGUAUCAAGUAUGUAACGAUAUACGCAUUUAGUAUAGAUAAUUUUAGAAGAAAACCUGAGGAGGUUCAGUCUCUAAUGGAUUUGUUGCUUGAAAAGAUCAAGGCUUUGCUUGAGAAAGAGAGUAUUGUACAUCAAUACGGGAUGCGGGUCUAUUUUAUCGGUAACUUGGCACUUCUGAGUGAUCAAGUGAGAGCUGCUGCAGAAGACGUCAUGAAGGCCACAGCUAAGAAUAGUCGGGUUGUGCUUCUUGUCUGCAUUGCCUAUACCUCGACAGAUGAGAUAGUACAAGCUGUUAAGAAAUCUUGUAUAAGCAAGUCAAAUGAUAUUGACGCAUCUGGUAUUUAUAAACAUGACGACACAGAUAGUGAUAUAGAGGGAAUGGAUAUGGAGGAACAGGAGAAGAGGAUACAGUUGGUUGAUAUUGAGGAGAAUAUGCAGAUGAGCGUGGCUCCAGAUCCUGACAUAGUGAUCCGCAGUUCAGGAGAGACGAGACUGAGCAAUUUUCUCUUAUGGCAAACAGGUAAUUCUCAGCUCUUCUCUCCGGCUGCUCUGUGGCCUGAGAUUGGCCUGAGGCAUCUGGUCUGGGCAAUACUGGGUUUCCAGAGAAGCCAUUCAUACUUGGAGAAGAAGAAGAAACAAGUGUGA